AGCGAUAAAGAGGCGCCCCAAUGUUAUCUCUCGAGGGCAUGGCCAUGGCCGCGGCUGAAAGAGAGCUGAUAACGGCUGUUCUCCCACAUGCUAUUCCGUCAUUAGUGCCGUUCAUCGUCGACUGACUUUCCGCCAUGAGCAGCCAUGUGGCGCAUCUGGCGCCUUCGUUUACACGCCCUUUUCCGGGUCUUAUCGCUCAGAUUAUCUCAUGGCGCAUGUUGCUCGUGUGUGUCGCGCGAUGAUAUAAAAGAUUGACAAGGCCGCUAAAUCGUCAGGGUCGUAGAUUGUAAUAGACACAGUAGCUUUUCUCUGCCGUUAGGUGAAGCCACACAACUCAGAGCGUCCAACGCAACUCACUGUGAGCUUCUCGCUUGAACUCGAGUCAACCAUCAAUUCACCCAGACAACAACACCGCCCUUACUCUCAUGGCGGCUGAAGUAUCCCACGGCCGCGGCGGAGCGGGAAACAUAGAGCCCGAUGAGACUAAAUACGUCGACGGCGAAGUGGUGCGAUCCGGAGAGGUGGGCAGUCAUGGCGAUGGCGCAUUCAGUGCCGGCCGAGGAGGCGCCGGCAACAUCACCGAUAUCGGAACCACAUCGGCUCAGCGCAAAGAUACAGAUUUCGUCCCCGAGGCUGCUGUGAGAGCAAGCCAGGAUGUCCAGGGGUAUCACACGGGUCGUGGCGGCGCAGGCAAUGAGCAUCAUGCCGAGGGGGAGCAUGCUGAUGCGAAGCCUCGCCCCAAAGCGCCGGUUGGGCUGGCGGAUAAGCUCAAGACAAAGUUGUUUGGCGCGUUCAAGCACUAAGUCUGCGAAGCCGUCGCAGUGCGAGAGAAAAGCAUUUGACCAUUCGGGGUGCUGAUGUUUUGGUUAUGGGUCUGGUCACCAUUGUUGGACAACACAUAUGAUAUCCCACUUGAGUUUCGUUUGCUUUAGAUGGCAGAUUGCUAUCACGACGCUGUCAGUCGCUAGAGAAUGACACCCGAUGCAAGAUAAUACGCAGAAUAAACUUUUCAGCCAAUAUGCGCCAUGCGUUCUAGCACAUAAGCCUGCCAGAGGUGAAUCGGGCAAGCGCAAGAUGAGCUGAUCGAGGCUGUAAUAAGCAUAUGUAUCUCUUCCUCUUUAGCUCUCUUUAUCUCUUCACCAGAGAUGUUGUUAAUACCUUUCCCCUUCUGGAGAUAUGCAAUCUACCGCACCUCCAUACUGUAGAGCAGUUGGUGACAUCUCACAGUCACAUAGUGGAUGCUGGCAGCAUCUUCAGAAGAUCACGCCAC
Messenger RNA from Trichoderma harzianum CBS 226.95, 1270 nucleotides. RefSeq lists its product as hypothetical. The record is from RefSeq and is a predicted model, not a curated record. The transcript has 2 exons. Lineage: Eukaryota; Fungi; Ascomycota; Sordariomycetes; Hypocreales; Hypocreaceae. Bases 426 to 803 code for a protein of 125 amino acids.